Messenger RNA from Xenopus laevis (African clawed frog), 2928 nucleotides. Its product is annotated as serine-rich adhesin for platelets-like. Lineage: Eukaryota; Metazoa; Chordata; Amphibia; Anura; Pipidae. The coding region runs from base 1 to 2928 and encodes 975 amino acids. The transcript is spliced from 3 exons. The record is from RefSeq and is a predicted model, not a curated record.
AUGAAUCCAUCCUCUGUGUCUGAUACAACAGAGACUUUCUCUGUGUCUGACUCAACAGAAACAUCCUCUGCGUCUGAUCCAACAGAAACAUCCUCUGCAUCUGAUACCACAGAAUCAUCCUCUGCAUCAGACCCAACAGAAACAUCCUCUGUGUCAGACUCAACAGAAACAUCCUCUGUGUCAGACUCAACAGAAUCACCCUCUGCAUCAGACCCAACAGAAACAUCCUCUGUGUCAGACUCAACAGAAACAUCCUCUGCAUCAGACCCAACAGAAACAUCUUCUGUGUCAGACUCAACAGAAACAUCUUCUGUGUCAGACUCAACAGAAACAUCCUCUGUGUCAGACUCAACAGAAUCCCCCUCUGCAUCAGACCCAACAGAAACAUCUUCUGUGUCAGACUCAACAGAAACAUCCUCUGUGUCAGACUCAACAGAAACAUCUCCUGUGUCAGACUCAACAGAAUCAUCCUCUGCAUCAGACCCAACAGAAACAUCCUCUGUGUCAGACUCAACAGAAACAUCCUCUGUGUCAGACUCAACAGAAACAUCCUCUGCAUCAGACCCAACAGAAACAUCCUCUGUGCCAGACUCAACAGAAACAUCCUCUGUGUCAGACUCAACAGAAACAUCCUCUGUGUCAGACUCAACAGAAACAUCUCCUGUGUCAGACUCAACAGAAUCAUCCUCUGCAUCAGACCCAACAGAAACAUCCUCUGUGUCAGAAUCAACAGAAACAUCCUCUGUGUCAGACUCAACAGAAACAUCCUCUGUGUCAGACUCAACAGAAACAUCCUCUGUGUCUGAUCCAACAGAAACAUCCUCUGUGUCAGACUCAACAGAAACAUCCUCUGUGUCAGUCUCAACAGAAACAUCCUCUGUGUCUGAUCCAACAGAAACAUCCUCUGCGCCUGAUCUUACAGAAACAUCCUCUCCAUCUGACCCAACAGAAACAUCAUCUGUGCUGGACACAACAGAAUCAUCCUCUGUGUCUGACUCAACAGAAACAUCCUCUCUAUCUGAUCCAACAGAAACAUCCUCUGCGUCAGACCCAACAGAAACAUCCUCUACAUCUGACCCAACAGAAACAUCCUCUGCGUCUGAUUCAACAGAGACAUCCUCUGCAUCUGACCCAACAGAAACAUCCUCUACGUUGGACCCAACAGAAACAUCCUCUAUGUCUAAUCCAACAGAGGCUUCUUCUGUGUCUGAUCCAAUGGAAACAUCCUCUGUGUCUAAUCCAACAGAAACAUCCUCAGUGUCUGAUCCAACAGACACUUCCUCUGUGUCUGAUCCAACGGAGACUAACUCUGUGUCUGGUCCAACAGAGACUUCCUCUGUGUCUGGUCCAACAGAGACUUCCUCUGUGUCUGGUCCAACAGAGACUUCCUCUGUGUCUGAUCCAACAGAGACUUCUUCUGUGUCUGAUCCAACAGAGACUUCCUCUGUGUCUGGUCCAACGGAGAUUUCCACUGUGUCUGAUCCAACGAAGACUUCAUCUGUAUCUGAUCCAUCAGAAACUUCCUCUGUGCCUGAACCAACAGAGACUUCCUCUGUGUCUAAUCCAACAGAAACUUCCUCUGUGUUGGCCCCAACAGAAACAUCCUCUAUGUCGGACCCAACAGAAACAUCCUCUGUGUCUGACCCAACCGAGACUUCCUCUGUGUCUGACCCAACAGAAACAUCCUCUGUGUCGGUCCCAACAGAAUCAUCCUCUGUCUCGGACCCAACAAAGACUUCCUCUGUGUCGGACCCAACAAAAACAUCCUCUGUUUCUGACCCAACAGAAACAUCCUCUGUGUCUAACCCAACAGAAACAUCCUCUGUGUCUAACCCAACAGAAACAUCCUCUGUGUCUGACCCAACAGAGACAUCCUCUGUGUCUGACCCAACAGAAACAUCCUCUGUCUCGGACCCAACAAAGACUUCCUCUGUUUCGGACCCAACAAAAACAUCCUCUGUUUCUGACCCAACAGAAACAUCCUCUGUGUCUAACCCAACAGAAACAUCCUCUGUGUCUGACCCAACAGAGACUUCCUCUGUGUCUGACCCAACAGGAAAAUCCUCUGUGUCGGUCCCAACAGAAUCAUCCUCUGUCUCGGACCCAACAAAGACUUCCUCUGUGCUGGACCCAACAAAAACAUCCUCUGUUUCUGACCCAACAGAAACAUCCUCUGUGUCUAACCCAACAGAGACUUCCUCUGUGUCUGACCCAACAGAGACUUCCUCUGUGUCUGACCCAACAGAAACAUCCUCUGUGUCUGUCCCAACAGAAUCAUCCUCUGUCUCGGACCCAACAAAGACUUCCUCUGUGUUGGACCCAACAAAAACAUCCUCUGUUUCUGACCCUUCAGAAACAUCCUCUGUGUCUAACCCAACAGAAACAUCCUCUGUGUCUGACCCAACAAAGACUUCCUCUGUGUCUGACCCAACAAAAACAUCCUCUGUGCCUGAUCCAGCAGAAACAUCUUCUGUGCCUGAUCCAGCAGAAACAUCCUCUGUGCCUGAUACAGCAAAAACAUCCUCUGUGCCUGAUACAGCAGCAACUUCAUCUGAAAAGGUGUCAACCUCAGAUAAGCCUGAUCAAGUUCAAACCUCACCAAAACCUGAACAGACUGCUCUAAGUACAACAUUAAAACCAACUACUACAGCUAUUCAUCCCGCAACAACUACCAAUAACCCAAAUGAACAAAGAGACUGUAAGAAUGGAGGUUAUGACGAUGGCACUAAAUGUAUAUGCAUCAAGUAUUUUUAUGGAACUUUAUGUGACUAUGCUAAAGACACAUUGGAUGUAGGAAACACACUUAAUGCCACAGUGAAAGUGAAUAUGAAAAUCACAAACAAAUUGUUUCAGAAGGGGAUGGAAAAUAAAUCCUCUCCAGCGUACGGACAGUUUGAGAAAGAGUUCAGAGCUCAGGUAAGAAUUUGA